Messenger RNA from Spodoptera littoralis (African cotton leafworm), 1854 nucleotides. Lineage: Eukaryota; Metazoa; Arthropoda; Insecta; Lepidoptera; Noctuidae. The record is from the annotation of a GenBank genome assembly.
AUGUUCGAACAGCAAAUCAAAGCUGAACCUAUGAGUUUCUACACAUCUCAUCCACACGUACAUACCGGUCCCCCAACAAUAAUACGUUCAGAUUCAAGCCAUGCAUCCAUUAUUUCAAUGAACCAACAUCACCAAGCACACCAAGAGGAUUCUAAAGAUAGCCUCAUAGUACAACAGCAAGUACAACAUCAGCAAGAUCUCAUGGAACAACACCAACAACAACAAGAAAUGCAACAAGAUGAUGAGUUGAGCUUUAAAGGCAUGGACGACGAAGGAGUCGAUAUGGAUAUGGACGGACGACAGUGCCCUCAGGGUAUGGGGGUGGACAUGGGAUCAGUUCAAACUAAAAUGGAAGUCGCAAAUGGGGGUCAAUCGACACCGCGAUCUAAACCUCAGGCCUGUAAGGUCUGUGGCAAAGUACUGUCGUCUGCUUCAUCUUACUAUGUUCAUAUGAAGCUACACUCAGGCAACAAACCCUUUCAGUGUACUGUAUGCGACGCUGCUUUUUGCCGUAAGCCCUACCUAGAAGUGCAUAUGCGCACACAUACAGGCGAGCGCCCCUUCCAGUGCGAUCUCUGCCUGAAACGAUUUACGCAGAAAUCCAGUCUCAACACGCACAAACGUGUUCAUACAGAUGAGCACAUGCGCGCGUUGAUGGUGAAGGACCGGCCCUACAAGUGUGAUCUCUGUCAGAUGCGGUUCACGCAGAGCUCCAGCCUCAACCGACACAAGAAAAUACACACGGAGGAGCACAGACGAGCCCUGUUAGAGAAAGUGCGGCCGUACCAGUGCCACAUCUGUUUUAUGCGCUUCACUCAGAAGUCCAGCCUGGGACGACAUGGGAAAAUACACACUGAGGAGCACAUCCAAUCGCUGAUCAACAAAGUGCGCCCCUAUCAAUGCGACAUCUGUGACAAGCGGUUCACUCAGAAGUCCAGCCUUGGCACUCAUAAACGUAUACACACCGUCCAGGGCAGACCGUUCCAGUGCCUGUCGUGCCCCGCCGCCUUCACCUGCAAGCAAUACCUGGAGAUACACACGCGCACGCACACCGGCGAGCGGCCCUAUCAGUGCGACAUCUGCCUGAAGCGCUUCACACAGAAAUCCAGUCUCAACAUCCACAAGCGGACGCACUCAGUGCAGGGCCGGCCCUUCCAGUGCCUGCAGUGCCCCGCCGCCUUCACCUGCAAGCAGUACCUCGAGAUCCACAACCGCACGCACACCGGCGAGCGACCCUACCAGUGUGACGUAUGCCUCAAGAGAUUCGCGCAAAAAUCUACACUCAAUAUACACAAACGAACGCACACAGGUGAACGUCCUUAUGCUUGUGACAUCUGCCAGAAACGCUUUGCUGUGAAGAGCUAUGUAACUGCGCACAGAUGGUCGCACGUCGCCGACAAGCCGUUGAACUGCGACCGCUGCUCGAUGUCGUUCACGUCGAAGUCUCAGUUCGCUCUGCACAUCCGCACGCACUCCACCGGCUCCUGCUACGAGUGCAGUGUCUGCGGCCGCUCCUUCGUGCGAGACAGCUAUCUGAUAAGACACCACAACCGUGUCCAUCGCGAGAAUCAUAGCAACGUGUCGGCCAACAGUAUCGGCACCAUCAACAGUGUUGCUACCAACACCAACAACUCUAACAACAGCAACUUUGAUUCUCCCGGCGUUUGUGACUUAAGCUUUGUACCUAUGGUAAAUCGCUACAUGACAUCUCAAGGAACUCAAGUCUCCAUGCAAGACACGAGCAAAAUGUCUGCGAUGUCGCCACAGUCUAUUGCAUCUAUUUCGUCACCUCCCCCUUCGCAUACUCCAACGCCGCAGCCCCAGAUGCCCGGUCAAAUGCAUCUUGCAGAUUGA